UUUAAUCUUUGUUGUCUACGACUUUAAUUGUUUUUAUUUACUUCGAGUCUAGUAAAAAUCCUCAAAAAAUGGCCGAGGAAAUCGACGACAGUGAAUUUUACCGCGAAAACUUUAGUGCCGACUCCGAUUGGGAGGUGUUCAACGCCCAGUUGGGCGAGAUCCUGCAGAAAUGGGACGUAUCCGCGGAAUCUGACGUGGGCAGGAGCCUCAAAUCGGGGGAAAUCUUCACCUGCCAGUGGAAAGUCGAGAAGGAAACACUGGACAUGCUGAGGAAUGGCAUUGAAGUGGAGUAUCAUCAGGCUAUCCUGGGAGAUGAGCAGCCCUCGAAAGAGGAUCUCAAGGAGAAUUCCUGCCUGCAACGCACCAAUUGCCACCACGACCUCAUAUCAAGUAUAAACAGUUUUGGUCCACCGAUAAGGAGUUCCCAGGAUCUGCACAUUCUGGCCAGGAUCUACGGACUAAGACGCUUCAUUGUGUUGCGGCCCGUGAACUCCAAUCUCAACUACAUGAAGUCCACAUCGGAGUUCAAUUUCUUUCUGAGCGCCGUGGCCGUUGUAUCCGCAGAAGUUCAGAGCGUGGUUCCCAUCUUUGUGCAGAUCUACGAUCCCAAAUGGAACUUCUACACGGGCGUGGCUUUAGCUCCUGCUUUGAGGACCAACUUCAGGCUCAUAGGACUGGAGAAAGCCCCGCCCGAGAGUCGAUUCCUGAUGGGUCUGCUCACGCUCUUCAGGGAGAAGCUGCCCACUUCGUAUUCCCAGGCGGCCAUGAUCUCUGUUUGCACCACUUAUGCUUUGGACACCAUGCGCAUCCGCAUGCCCAUGUAUGUGCCCUUUGAUCAUGGUCUCAGCUCUGAGGAUAUUGCGGUUGAGGGCGAGGUCUCCCAUCUUGAAGUUCAACAGUUUUAUUCCCUGCCACAUGGCUACACACCCGAAUCUUGCACGGAAAUCUAUUUGGUUUACACCUGGCCGGAGUUGUCGGAACACGUGGCCUUCGACAGCGAACAGAGAACGGAUUUUGUGCCCUCGAAAGCUCCGCUAGGCAAGGUUUAUCUCUCAGUUGAGGCCUCUUCGUAUCUCUCCAUCUGCCUGAGGGAUUACCAAUCAGUUGCCGGAGUAACUAGAUCUUUGGAGUCCUUUGUGGGCAGGAACUUCUCGGGCAUUAGUAGCGGAGCUGAGGCGGGUUCUAAUCCCUUGGAUCGCAUCACUGAACAUAAACUUACUCCCAGAAGAGAUCGGAAUUACGAGCUGCCCUCACAGGCAGGUUUAACCAAAAAGUUACCUGGUCCGAUGACCGAAAGCGAAUUAAGCGAACUUUUGGCGUAUUUAUUUCCUGAUAUGCAUCCCGAUAUGGCGCUCUUUCCCUACUCCAAAAAGAGCUUUAAGGAUAAGUUCGAUCCCAUGCGCAUCAAGAGUGCUGUUCCCGACUCUCUAGUUUGCCGUCUCAGCUGCCUUCUGGCCACCUGCCACGCCCACUUGGGCAGUGUAGAGGGCAUGGCUCAAGUGUGGGCGGCCUUCACCCGCCAACUGCGAUUGCUGUGGGAUAAUUCCUUAACAGUUCCCGGAAUUUCCGCUGGCUUUCCCGACACGCGCACCUGCCUCCUCCACCAAAAGCUGCAGAUGCUCAACGUUUGUGUGGAACGUCGCGUGCAACGGGAGUCGAAUAGCAAGCGAAAAUCCGAGGGGGUGGUGGGAAAGGGCAGUUCCGAGGAGGAGGAGGUCGAGGAGGAGGAGGACGACGACGAGGGGGAGUUCUUUGACUGCGAUGAUCCGACUGCCGGUUCUGGUUCUCCCACAAAGGCAGUGCUAAGCCUAAAACCCGAGGGUCGACUCAGACGUUUGAAUGACGACCGAUUGCUGGAGGAACCCGAUGAGUAUCUCUACAUACCAGAGACCCAGGAUCCGGUUCCAAAGACCGAGGAUCAGCUGCAGGAUGAUGCGGAAGUCAUGCUGAAAUUGGGACCUGGUUCGGGCUUAACCACGCAAAUGAUGUGCACUUCUUUGCUCUCCGACAUGGAGGCCUUUAAAGCUGCCAAUCCCAGAGGAAUAAUGGAGGACUUUAUACGCUGGUACAGUCCCAAGGAUUGGGAACAGGUCACUGAUGAAUUGGGUGAGGUUAAACAUCAGUUAAGCAUUCGCAUGACCACCGAGGGUAAUACCUGGCAGAAAGUUUGGGAACAGGCUCAAGCGGUUCCUAUAAGCCGACAAAAAAGACUUUUUGAUGACACCAACGAAGCUUUGAAAGUGCUUCACUAUAUGGAAACUAGAAAAAUGCACGAAAUAUACGAGCUAACAAUAAUACCCUUGCUGCAUUCAGCUAUACUAAAACUUAUAGACAUUCUAAGCAACGCCAAAGUGGAGGAUUUAUUUAGCUCACAGAUCGAGCAACUUCUCACCGAUCUCUGCCGACUUUCCCGCUCUCAUUCCGACCAACUUCCGCCUAUAAAACCUUUCUUAGAUGACCUGGCCGAGUUGGAACGUCGCUUUUACCAAUUCAAGUGCUUCGAAAGACUAUCGGGUUAUCCCAAAAGAAGCUCUUUGCAGCAAGUUAAACUUCAGUUUGAGGAGAUCCUGCGCAACGAGAACUGUUGCACGAUUGUCAAUCGAAGAUUGACGGCAGCUGGAGACGGCACCUUGUACGAUAUACUCAUACCAAAAUUGGAGGAGGACAUGGCUGAUCGGCUGAUCAGCAAGGAUUAUAUCAUCAGAUUGGAUGGGGAUACAAAGAGCACAGAGAAGGGGUUGUAUUUGGGCCCACAAUUCAUGAGGGCCAUUGUCACGGGCGAGAAACUGAGACUCUGUGGAGCUUUUACGGAGAGCACGGCUUUUGUCUAAAGAUACCAUACAAACUUACUUCAAGAUUUUGUACUUCAUAUAAAUCAUUCAGUUCAUAAACCUAUAUAAAUAACUUAAAUUAGUAGAGCAAAACAGGACUUUCAACAGAAAAAACUUCAUAGAAGUAAUUUAAAAACAAACCUACUUAACUGAAAAAAAAAAACUGAAAAGGAAUUGCAUUUGCUUCCCAAUGUUUCCAUACAGCACAAAAAAAUUUAAAUAUUACAAAAUAACUAUAAGUAAUCGGUGUUAUUGGUGCUACAUAAACGAAUUAAAACAACACUUUAAUCAACCAAA
This is a messenger RNA of Drosophila ficusphila, 3128 nucleotides long. RefSeq names its product rab3 GTPase-activating protein catalytic subunit (gene Rab3GAP1). The coding region runs from base 69 to 2831 and encodes 920 amino acids. Gene Ontology annotation, biological process: positive regulation of GTPase activity. The record is from RefSeq and is a predicted model, not a curated record. The transcript is spliced from 5 exons. Lineage: Eukaryota; Metazoa; Arthropoda; Insecta; Diptera; Drosophilidae. Gene Ontology annotation, molecular function: GTPase activator activity.